Malus domestica (apple) is the source of this 1917-nucleotide messenger RNA. The record is from RefSeq and is a predicted model, not a curated record. NCBI's taxonomy places the organism in Eukaryota, Viridiplantae, Streptophyta, Magnoliopsida, Rosales, Rosaceae.
ACAAUUUAAUACGAUAAGAAGCAAUACUUUCUGAGAAAGAUACAAUUCUGGUCGCCAUCUGCCUGCAAUAUGGUUGUUGGAUUAUCUCUUUCGCUCUCGCCACGAAGUUUCCCAGGCAUGGUGAUGCAGUUUCCUGGUUAAUUUCCAAGUCUCCCUCCACACUCAAUCGGCUAUUGCUAAAGUCAACGCGCUCCAACUCCGAAAUUUCUAUCGAGCUUCGAAUUUCUAAUCUGUUGUUGUUUUGGGAAAGUGGCUCAAAUGGUCCGAAAUCAAAUCUCAAAUAUCGAAGACAUACUGAAAAACUGAUCAUUUCAUCAGCCGAUUUCCCUGUUAUUUUCUGUUGUCGUAAAUUUUAGGUUGAAACUUUUGUAAGUUUUUCUGAUUUUGGUGUAGGUUUUUGUUGUUAAGAAUCAAGGAAUGAGUGGAGCAGGCAGCCUUUUCGGAGGGGCUGGUCUCGGAACACUAGUCAAUGCGCUGUACGAUGUCCUCAAGGAGCUGAUCACCAAGAAUGUAAUGUUUAAGCCCCUACUCAAAAACAUCAAAUUCAGGUUAGACUCUUUGGAACCAUUGUUGAAAGAUAUAGAAAGAUCCAACAAGAAAUUGGACCUGUCGGAUAAGGAACUGAGAAACUUGAAACUACAUUUGGAGGAGGGCAUACAUCUCGUCCAAAAGUGCAAAAAGAUUCGAUGGUGGAGCGUAUUAGUAUACAAAAGGUACAAGUACGCCAACAAGCUGAUUGAAUGGGAUGCAUCUCUUCAACGACUUUUGGACAUGCUAAAAGUUCAGGGAAUAAGGGAUGUGAAGGACAACGCGGUUACGGUGAAGAAUGUAGAGGAGGCGGUCAUCAGAAUUGAAUCGAAUAUGGUGAUACCAAAACAACCCGACAGUGAAGCUUGGUGUGCCGUACCUCAACUUCCGCCGCUCGUGGUUGGAUUGGAUUUUCCUCUAAAGGAACUGAAGAGGAAGCUUCUAAAGGACAAAAAUGUGUCAAUGGUUGUGCUGACUGCUCCUGGAGGAUGUGGGAAAACCACUUUGGCUACAAAGUUUUGUCAAGACAAGGAUAUCAAAGAUGCAUUCAAGGAUAACAUCUUCUUUGUCACGGUUUCAAAAAAGCCUAAAUUAGAAAAUAUUGUUCAAGAUCUUUAUAUCAACGCAAGGGUUUCCAAGCACCUACUUUCCAAAACGAAGUUAGUACAGCGACGUGGCUGCAACGUUUUCUGAAGGAAGAAGGGCAGAAUCCUUUACUGAUUGUCCUGGAUGAUGUUUGGCCUGGAUCAGAAUCCCUUGUGGAGAAGUUUGAUCAAUUCAAAACGGAAAAUUACAAGUUUUUGGUGACAUCUAGGUCUGAAUUUCGGGGAUAUGGUUCCCCUUAUUAUUUGCAAUCAUUGGAUCAUGACAAUGCGAUGAAACUUUUUCAUCAUUCAGCAUCCCUUGGAGAUAAGAGCUCUCAUAUUCCAAAAGAUCUUCCAGAAAAGAUAGUUGAGCGUUGCAAGGGAUUUCCACUUGCUAUUACAGUGGUGGGGAGAUCGCUUAGUGGGGAGCCUAUAGAGAUAUGGCAAAAAAGAGAACUUGAAUUGUCUAAAGGUUUUUCUAUUCUUGAUUCAGAGACUGAAUUGCUGCUCUGCCUUGAACGAAGCUUGGAUGCCUUAGAUAAAGAAAUCAUCAAGGAAUGUUUCUUAGACUUAGGUUCAUUUCCAGAAGACCAAAGAAUCGCUGCAGCUGCCCUUGUUGAUAUCUGGGCAGAGUUAUAUGAUGUAGAUACAGAUAUAGAGUGCAUUGCAAACAUCUACGAGCUCACCAAACGAAGUCUAGCUAAUCUUGUUGUCACAAGGAAGGACAAGAUGGAGGGGGACGGGUAUUAUAGUGAGCACUUUGUUACCCAGCAUGAUGUUCUUAGGGAACUGGCCAUCUAUGACA